Messenger RNA from Cooperia oncophora, 312 nucleotides. NCBI's taxonomy places the organism in Eukaryota, Metazoa, Nematoda, Chromadorea, Rhabditida, Trichostrongylidae. The record is from the annotation of a GenBank genome assembly.
AUGCGAGAUCCAAUCGUGGUGAACGCUGGACGUCAUGGUUUCUUCAGACAAAAUUACGACGAACAUGGCUGGAGGAAAAUUGCGAGACAGCUUAUGGAGGACCAUAGGAUUUAUACAUCUCGUACAAGAAACGCCAUUAUUAGUGACGCUUUCGCUGCUGCCGAUAUAGACCAAGUUCCUUAUGCUACAGUGCUCGACCUCCUCAAAUACCUGAAGCACGAAAAAGAGUACGUUCCUUGGGAUGCAGCUCUCAGUGGGCUUGCUUAUAUAGGUGGAUAUUGCAAGAGUGAAGAAGAUUUGGCGACGUACAAG